CUGGACGUUAUCUUUCCCACAAAUUUCGAUACAGGAACUUGUCGUGACUUUCCGGUCGCCAAAACACUUUUUUUUUUCUGUAUUUUAUUUUAGGUCAAGUUAUACUUGUACCCAUUGCACAUUGACUUAUUAGUAUUAUAUAAACAUAAAAAUAUUAAUCGAACCCUAAGAGAUUUUUAGAUGAUCCAAAAGAAUCCACCCUUUUCUUAUCUCUUGUUGAUUCAUCAAGCAAAAUGUUGACUGAUACAGACAAGGAGUUCUUAUCUCUAACUGCUACUGUUACAGCGGGGUAUCAGUUAUUUUUCUUUUUAAUCGCGGCUGUUUUCCAGUUUGAUAAACUGACUGAUUUUGCAGGAAGCACGAAUUUCGUGAUAAUCGCUUUAUUGACUCUGGUUAAAAAAGGAUCAUGGCAUUUACGACAGGUAGUCCUGACGGCGAUGAUAGUAAUAUGGAGCACACGAUUGGCACUAUAUCUCUUUUUUAGAAUUUUGCGAUGGGGGGAGGAUAAGCGUUAUGAUAGGAUGCGCCAUAAUGUGGGGAACUUAGCAGUUUUCUUUAUAUUUCAGGGUCUUUGGGUGUGGACUGUGACUUUACCUGUAACAGUGGUUAAUGCAAGUGACAAAGAUCCAUCCAUUCAGGCCGAAGACAUCAUAGGGUGGAUUAUGUGGUUUUUGGGUACCAUUGUUGAAAUUUUAGCUGAUAAGGACAAAUUUUCUUUCAAGAAUUCUCCAGAAAGCAAAGGAAAGUGGUGCGAAAUCGGACUAUGGAAAUACUCUCGCCACCCAAACUAUUUUGGUGAUAUUUUACUUACCUGGGGAUACUUUGUGGCCUCUCUUCCCAUAAUUGAAGGUGCUGAAUGGCUUGUACUCAUCGGGCCAGUCUUUUUGACAUUGCUGCUGCUUUUUGUUAGCGGCCUAACAAUUCUCGAGAAGUCAGGAGACAAGAAGUUUGGUAAUGUGGAAGCAUAUAGAGUUUACAAGAAAAGAACUAGCGCUCUUAUUCCACUGCCACGAUCAAUAUAUGGAAACCUGCCGUAUUGGUUCAAAGCCGUUUUUCUCUUUGAAUUUCCUAUCUACAACCGUUAUUUAAACAGAAACCGUACGAAGCUAGGAUAGAACAGAAGUUGAGUUGUGCUUCGUUAUCUUGGGAUUCGCGAGGUCGUAGACGAGGUUUUGUAACUUUACUGGCACGUUUCUGAUGGAGGCAAAUAGGAUCUUAAAGGUAAAGCAGUUGUGGUAAUGGUCCCAUUGUUGCUAUGUUUUGAACUUUGUAUUUGUUACUUUUUCUGUGCAAAUACGCAUGCAUGUUCAAAACUUGAGUUUGUGGAGCAUUUCAUGCAUGUAUUUUAGACUCUGGAAUGGUCAACUAUGGUGGUUAUGUUGAAUAAAUGUUACCAACAUAAUAAAAUAUUUUCAGUGGGAUUUAUUAAAUAAACGUUACAUUAUGAACAGAAA
This is a messenger RNA of Gossypium raimondii (Peruvian cotton), 1454 nucleotides long. RefSeq lists its product as uncharacterized. Gene Ontology annotation, cellular component: membrane. The record is from RefSeq and is a predicted model, not a curated record. Lineage: Eukaryota; Viridiplantae; Streptophyta; Magnoliopsida; Malvales; Malvaceae. The transcript has 10 exons. The coding region runs from base 234 to 1115 and encodes 293 amino acids.